AUGCUUCCGCUUCCCAUCAUCCCGCCCCAUUCCCCCGCUUUCCAUCACCCCUCCCCAUUCUCCCUCCUUCCAUCACCCCACCCCAUUCUCUCGCUUUCCAUCACCCCGCCCCAUUCUCCCGCUUUCCAUCACCCCGCCCCAUUCUCCCGCUUUCCAUCACCCCGCCCCAUUCUCCCUCCUUCCAUCACCCCGCCCAUUCUUCCGCUUUCCAUUACCCCGCCCCAAUCCCCCUCCUUCCAUCACCCGGCCCCAUUCUCCCUCAUUCCAUCACCCCGCCCCAUUCUCCCGCUUUCCAUCACCACGCCCCAUUCUCCCGCUUCCCAUAACCCCACCCCAUUCUCCCGCUUUCCAUCACCCCGCCACAUUUUCCCACUUUCCAUCACCCCGCCCCCUUCUCUCUCCUUCCAUCACCCCGCCCCAUUCUCCCUCCUUCCAUCACCCCGCCCCAUUCUCCCGCUUUCCAUCAGCCCGCCCCAUUCUCCCGCUUUCCAUCACCCCGCCCCUUUCUCCCGCUUUUCAUCUCCCCGCCCCAUUCUCCCGCUUUCCAUCACCCCGCCCCAUUCUCCUGCUUUCCAUCACCCCGCCCCAUUCUUCCGCUUCCCAUCACCCUGCCCCAUUCCCCCACUUUCCAUCACCCCUCCCCAUUCUCCCUCCUUCCAUCACCCCGCCCCAUUCUCCCCCUUUCCAUCACCCGCCCCAUUCUCCAGCUUACCAUCACCCCGCCCCAUUCUCCCGCUUUCCAUCACCCCGCCCCAUUCUCCAGCUUUCCAUCACCCCGCCCCAUUCUCCCGCUUUCCAUCAACCCGCCCCAUUCUCCCGCUUUCCAUCACCCCGCCCCCCCGCCCCAUUCUCCCGCUUUUCUUCACCCCGCCCCAUUCUUCCGCUUUUCAUCACCCCGCCCCAUUCUCCCGCUUUCCAUCACCCCGCCCCAUUCUCCCGCUUUCCAUCACCCCGCCCCAUUCUCCCGCUUUCCAUCACCCCGCCCCGUUCUCCCGCUUUCCAUCACUCCGCCCCAUUCUCCCGCUUUCCAUCACCCCGCCCUAUUCUCAAGCUUUCCAUCACCCGGCCCCAUUCUCCCACUUUCCAUCACCCCGCCCCAUUCUCCCGCUUUCCAUCACCCCGCCCCAUUCUCCAGCUUUCCAUCACUCCGCCCCAUUCUCCCGCUUUCCAUCACCCCGCCCCAUUCUCCCGCUUUCCAUCACCCCGCCCCAUUCUCCCGCUUUCCAUCACCCCGCUCCUUUCUCCCUCUUUCCAUCACCCCGCCCCAUUCUCCCGCUUUCCAUCACCCAGCCCCAUUCUCCCGCUUUCCAUCACCCCACCCCAUUCUCCAACUUUCAUCACCCCGCCCCAUUCUCCCUCUUUUCAUCACCCCGCCCCAUUCUCCCUCUUUCCACCACCCCGCCCCAUUCUCCCCCUUUCCAUCACCCCGGCCCAUUCUCCCUAUUUCCAUCACCCCGCUCCAUUCUCCCACUUUCCAUCACCCCGCCCCAAUCCCUCGCUUUCCGUCACCCCGCCCCAUUCUCCCGCUUUCCAUCACCCCGCCCCAUUCUCCCUCUUUCCAUCACCCCGCCCCAGUCUCCCUCUUUUCAUCACCCCGCCCCAUUCUCCCUAUUUCCAUCACCCUGCCCCAUGCUCCCUCUUUCCAUCACCCCGCCCCAUCCUCCCUAUUUCCAUCACCCCGCCCCAUUCUUCCGCUUUCCAUCACCCAGCCCCAUUCUCCAGCUUACCAUCACCCUGCCCCAUUCUCCCGCUUUCCAUCACCCCGCCCCAUUCUCCAUCUUUCCAUCACCCCGCCCCAUUCUCCCGCUUUCCAUCAACCCGCCCAAAUCUCCCGCUUUCCAUCACCCCGCCCCAUUCUCCCGCUUUCCAUCACCCCACCCCAUUCUCCCGCUUUCCAUCACCCCGCCCCAUUCUCCCGCUUUCCAUCACCCCGCCCCAUUCUCCCGCUUUCCAUCACCCCGCCCCAUUCUUCCGCUUUCCAUCACCCCGCCCCAUUCACCCCGCCCCAUUCUCCCUCUUUCCAUCAACCCGCCCCAUUCUCCCGCUUUUCUUCACCCCGCCCCAUUCUCCCUCUUUCCAUCACCCCACCCCAUUCUUCCGUUGUUCAUCACCCUGCCCCAUUCUCCCUCUUUCCAUCACCCCGCCCCAUUCCCCCUCUUUCCAUCAGCUCGCCCCAUUCUCCCGCUUUUCUUCACCCCGCCCCAUUCUUCCGCUUUUCAUCACCCCGCCCCAUUCUCCCGCUUUCCAUCACCCCGCCCCAUUCUCCCUCUUUCCAUCACCCCGCCCCAGUCUCCCUCUUUUUAUCACCCCGCCCAAUUCUCCCUAUUUCCAUCACCCUGCCCCAUGCUCCCUCUUUCCAUCACCCCGCCCCAUCCUCCCUGUUUCCAUCACCCCGCCCCAUUCUUCCGCUUUCCAUCACCCCGCCCCAUUCUCCGGCUUACCAUCACCCCGCCCCAUUCUCCCGCUUUCCAUCACCCCGCCCCAUUCUCCAGCUUUCCAUCACCCCGCCCCAUUCUCCCGCUUUCCAUCAACCCGCCCAAUUCUCCCGCGUUCCAUCACCCCGCCCCAUUCUCCCGCUUUCUAUCAUCCCGCCCCAUUCUCCCGCUUUCCAUCACCUCGCCCUAUUCUCCCGCUUUCCACCACCCUGCCCCAUUCUCCCGCUUUCCAUCACCCUGCCCCAUUCUCCCGCUUUCCAUCACCCCGCCCCAUUCUCCCGCUUUCCAUCACCCCGCCCCAUUCUCCCGCUUUCCAUCACCCUCCCCAUUUUCAAGCUUUCCAUCACCCCGCCCCAUUCUCCUGCUUUCCAUCACCCCGCCCCAUUCUCCCGCUUUCCAUCACCUCGCCCCAUUCUCCCGCUUUUCAUCACCCCGCCCCAUUCUCCCGCUUUCCAUCACCCCGGCCCAUUCUCCCGUUUUCCAUCACCCCGCCCCAUUCUCCUGCUUUCCAUCACCCCGCCCUAUUCUCCCGCUUUCCAUCACCCCGCCCCAUUCUCCCGCUUUCCAUCACCCCGUCCCAUUCUCCCUCUUUUCAUCACCCCGCCCCAUUCUCCCUCUUUCCACCACCCCGCCCCAUUCUCCCGCCUUCCAUCACCCCGGCCCAUUCUCCCUAUUUCCAUCACCCCGCUCCAUUCUCCCACUUUCCAUCACCCCGCCCCAUUCUCCCGCUUUCCGUCACCCCGCCCCAGUCUCCCUCCUUCCAUCACCCCGCCCCAUUCUCCCUAUUUCCAUCACCCUGCCCCAUGCUCCCUCUUUCCAUCACCCCGCCCCAUUCUUCCGCUUUCCAUCACCCCGCCCCAUUCUCCAGCUUACCAUUCCCCCGCCCCAUUCUCCCGCUUUCCAUCACCCCGCCCCAUUCUCCCGCUUUCCAUCACCCCGCCCCAUUCUCCCGCUUUCCAUCAACCCGCCCAAUUCUCCCGCUUUCCAUCACCCCGCCCCAUUCUCCCGCUUUCCAUCUCCCCGCCCCAUUCUCCCGCUUUCCAUCACCCCGCCCCAUUCUCCCGCUUUCCAUCACCCCGCCCCAUUCUCCCGCUUUCCAUCACCCUGCCCCAUUCUCCGCUUUCCAUCACCCCGCCCCAUUCACCCCGCCCCAUUCUCCCCCUUGCCAUCAACCCGCCCCAUUCUCCCGCUUUUCUUCACCCCGCCCCAUUCUCCCUCUUUCCAUCACCCCACCCCAUUCUUCCGCUUUUCAUCACCCUGCCCCAUUCUCCCUCUUUCCUUCACCCCGCCCCAUUCCCCCUCUUUCCAUCACCCCGACCCAUUCUCCCGCUUUCCAUCACCCCGCCCCAUUCUCCCUCUUUCCAUCACCCCGCCCCAGUCUCCCUCUUUCCAUCACCCCGCCCCAUUCUCCCUAUUUCCAUCACCCUGCCCCAUGCUCCCUCUUUCCAUCACCCCGCCCCAUUCUUCCGCUUUCCAUCACCCCGCCCCAUUCUCCAGCUUACCACCACCCCGCCCCAUUCUCCCGCUUUCCAUCACCCCGCCCCAUUCUCCCGCUUUCCAUCACCCCGCCCUAUUCUCCCGCUUUCCAUCAACCCGCCCAAUUCUCCCGCUUUCCAUCACCCCGCCCCAUUCUCCCGCUUUCGAUCACCCCACCCCAUUCUCCCGCUUUCCAUCACCCCGCCCCAUUCUCCCGCUUUCCAUCACCUUGCCCCAUUCUCCCGCUUUCCAUCACCCUGCCCCAUUCUUCCGCUUUCCAUCACCCCGCCCCAUUCACCCCGCCCCAUUCUCCCUCUUUCCAUCAACCCGCCCCAUUCUCCCGCUUUUCUUCACCCCGCCCCAUUCUCCCUCUUUCCAUCACCCCACCCCAUUCUUCCGCUUUUCAUCACCCUGCCCCAUUCUCCCUCUUUCCUUCACCCCGCCCCAUUCCCCCUCUUUCCAUCAGCCCGCCCCAUUCUCCCGCUUUUCUUCACCCCGCCCCAUUCUUCCGCUUUUCAUCACCCCGCCCCAUUCUCCCGCUUUCCAUCACCCCGCCUUAUUCUCCCGCUUUCCAUCACCCCGCCCCAUUCUCCCUCUUUCCAUCACCCCGCCCCGUUCUCCCGCUUUCCAUCACUCCGCCCCAUUCUUCCGCUUUUCAUCACCCCGCCCCAUUCUCCCGCUUUCCAUCACCCCGCCCUAUUCUCAAGCUUUCCAUCACCCGGCCCCAUUCUCCCGCUUUCCAUCACCCCGCCCCAUUCUCCCGCUUUCCAUCACCCCGCCACAUUCUCAAGCUUUCCAUCACCCCGCCCCAUUCUCCCGCUUUCCAUCACCCCGCCCCAUUCUCCCGCUUUCCAUCACCCCGCCCCAUUCUCCCGCUUUCCAUCACCCCGCCCCAUUCUCCCUCUUUCCAUCACCCAGCCCCAUUCUCCCGCUUUCCAUCACCCCGCCCCAUUGUCCCGCUUUCCAUCACCCCACCCCAUUCUCCCGUUUUCCAUCACCCCGCCCCAUUCUCCCGCUUUCCAUCACCCCGCCCCUUUCUCCCUCUUUUCAUCACCCCGCCCCAUUCUCCCUCUUUCCAUCACCCCACCCCAUCCUUCCUCUUUCCAUCGCCCCGCCCCAUUCUUUCGCUUUUCAUCACCCCGUCCCAUUCUCCCUCUUUCCAUCACCCCGCCCCGUUCCCCCUUUUUCCAUCAGCCUGCCCCAUUCUCCCGCUCUCCAUCACCCCGCCCUGUUCUCCCUAUUUCUAUCACCCCACCCCAUUCUCCCGCUUUCCAUCACCCCGCUUUCCAUCACCCCGCCCCAUUCUCCCGCUUUCCAUCACCCCGCCCCAUUCUCCCUCUUCCCAUCACCCCGCCCCAUUCUCCCUCUUUCCAUCACCCCGCCCUAUUCUCCCUCUUCCCAUCACCCCGGCCCAUUCUCCCGCUUUCCAUUACCCCCCCCCAUUCUCCCGCUUUCCAUCACCCCGCCCCAUUCUUCCUCUUUCCAUCAUCCCGCCCCAUUCUCACGCUUUCCAUCAUCCCGCCCCAUUCUCCCGCUUUCCAUCACCCCGCCCCUUUCUUCCUCUUUCCAUCACCCCGCCCCAUUCUCCCGCUUUCCAUCUCCGCGCCCCAUUCUCCCGCUUUCCAUCACCCCGCCCCAUUCUCCUGCUUUCCAUCACCCCGCCCCAUUCUCCCGCUUUCCAUCACCCCGCGCCAUUUUCCCUCUUUCCAUCACCCCGCCCCAUUCUCCCGCUUUCCAUCACCCCGCCCCAUUCUCCCUCUUUCCAUCACCCCGCCCCAUUCUCCCUCUUUCCAUCACCCUGCCCCAUUCUCCCGCUUUCCAUCACCCCGCGCCAUUUUCCCUCUUUCCAUCACCCCGCCCCAUUCUCCCGCUUUCCAUCACCCCGCCCCAUUCUCCCGCUCUCCAUCACCCCGCCCUAUUCUCCCUAUUGUUAUCAUCCCACCCCAUUCUCCCGCUUUCCAUCACCCCGCUUUCCAUCACCCCGCCCCAUUCUCCCGCUUUCCAUCACCCCGCCCCAUUCUCCCUCUUCCCAUCACCCCGCCCCAUUCUCCCUCUUUCCAUCACCCCGCCCUAUUCUCCCUCUUCCCAUCACCCCGGCCCAUUCUCCCGCUUUCCAUUACCCCGCCCCAUUCUCCAGCUUUCCAUCACCCCGCCCCAUUCUCCCUCUUUCCAUCACCCCGCCCCAUUCUCACGCUUUCCAUCAUCCCGCCCCAUUCUCCCGCUUUCCAUCAACCCGCCCCUUUCUUCCUCUUUCCAUCACCCCGCCCCAUUCUCCCGCUUUCCAUCUCCGCGCCCCAUUCUCCCGCUUUCCAUCACCCCGCCCCAUUCUCCUGCUUUCCAUCACCCCGCCCUAUUCUUCCGCUUUCCAUCACCUUGCCCCAUUCUCCCUCUUUCCAUCUCCCCGCCCCAUUCUCCCUCUCUCCAUCACCCAGCCCCAUUCUCCCGCUUUCCAUCAUCCCGCCCCAUUCUCCCGCUUUCAAUCACCCCGCCCCAUUCUUCCGCUUUCCAUCACCCCGCCCCAUUCUCCCUCUUUCCAUCACCCCGCCCCAUUCUCCCGCUUUCCAUCACCCCGCCCCAUUCUCCCGCUUUCCAUCACCCCGCCCCAUUCUCCCUCUUUCCAUCACCCCGCCCCAUUCUCCCGCUUUCCAUCACCCCGCGCCAUUUUCCCUCUUUCCAUCACCCCGCCCCAUUCUCCCGCUUUCCAUCACCCCGCCCCAUUCUCUCGCUUUCCAUCAUCCCGCUCCAUUGUCCCGCUUUCCAUCACCCCGCCCAAUUCUCCCUCUUUCCAUCACCCCUCCCCAUUCUCCCUUUUUCCAUCACUCCGCCCCAUUCUCCCGCUUUCCAUCACCCCGCCCCAUUCUCCCUCUUUCCAUCACCCCGCCCCACUCUCCCGCCUUCCAUCAACCCGCCCAAUUCUCCCUCUUUCCAUCACCCCGCCCCAUUCUCCCUCUUUCCAUCACCCCGCCCCAUUCUCCCGCUUUCCAUCACCCCGCCCCAUUCUCCUUCUUUCCAUCACCCCGCCCCAUUCUCCCUCUUUCCAUCACCCCGCCCCAUUCUCCCACUUUCCAUCACGCCGUGCCAUUUUCCCUCUUUCCAUCACCCCGCCCCAUUCUCCCGCUUUCCAUCACUCCGCCCCAUUCUCUCGCUUUCCAUCAUCCCGCUCCAUUGUUCCGCUUUCCAUCACCCCGCCCAAUUCUCACUCUUUCCAUCACCCCUCCCCAUUCUCCCCUUUUCCAUCACCCCGCCCCAUUCUCACGCUUUCCAUCACCCCGCCCCAUUCUCCCUCUUUCCAUCACCCCGCCCCAUUCUCCCUCUUUCCAUCAACCCGCCCAAUUCUCCCGCUUUCCAUCACCCCGCGUGUUCUUUUUAUUUUGCACACGCUAGGCCCUUGUUCUUGCUAUUUGCAGACGCUAUGCCCUAG
This is a messenger RNA of Closterium sp. NIES-65, 7332 nucleotides long. Lineage: Eukaryota; Viridiplantae; Streptophyta; Zygnematophyceae; Desmidiales; Closteriaceae. The record is from the annotation of a GenBank genome assembly.